Molecule: messenger RNA, 3605 nt
Organism: Larimichthys crocea (large yellow croaker)
Lineage: Eukaryota; Metazoa; Chordata; Actinopteri; Sciaenidae
Gene: lrch2
Product: leucine-rich repeats and calponin homology (CH) domain containing 2
Exons: 22
Coding region: 1-2358 (785 amino acids)
Cellular component (GO): cytoplasm
Molecular function (GO): protein binding
Source: RefSeq, a predicted model, not a curated record
AUGGCCACCACACUGUGCUCACAUCCACAUCACCUCCUCCUCGCUCCUCCUCCUCCUCCUCAUCACCAGCAGCCGUGCCUCAGAGGCGCGCCCCCUGCUGUCCGUCCUGGGAAAAAUGGCGUCUGGUCAGGGAGGGUGUGGGAGCUGUCACGGCCUGCAGAGCCAUCACUGCUCCAGCGGACCUCACUGGAGCCCGGGCAUCAACCAGUACCAGCACCAGUACCAGCACCAGCACACAGAGCAGCAGCACCACACGGCCCCAGCCUGGACCGGCUCUGGAGAUGCCGUGAGCUCGGGGCUGCUGAACCUGACGGGAGAAGCGAGGGAGUACCCGGGACUAGCUACGACCUGACGGAUACUACACAAGCAGAUCUGUCCAAGAACCGGCUCACAGAAAUCCCCCCUGAAGUUUGUCUGUUCGCCCCCCUCGAGUCGCUCAACCUCUACCACAACUGCAUCAAGUGCAUCCCAGAAGCCAUCAUCAACCUGCAGAUGCUGACUUAUCUGGACAUCAGCCGAAACCUGCUGUCUGUUCUGCCAAAAUACUUGUUCAGCCUCCCCCUCAAAGUUCUGCUCGUGAGCAACAACAAGCUGGUGUCCAUCCCCGAGGAGAUCGGCAAAGCCAAAGAGCUGAUGGAGCUGGACGUCAGCUGUAAUGAGAUCCAGGUGCUGCCAGCUCAGGUGGGGAGGCUUCAGGCCUUACGAGAGCUCAACGUCAGGAAGAACUGUCUCCACAUGCUGCCCGAGGAGUUGGCCGACCUGCCGCUCAUCAGACUGGACUUCUCCUGUAAUAAGAUCACAGAGAUCCCUGCAGCCUACAGGAAGCUCCGGCAGCUGCAGCACAUCGUCCUCGACAACAACCCUAUGCAGUCUCCGCCCGCUCAGAUCUGUCUGAAGGGCAAAGUGCACAUAUUUAAGUACCUGAACAUCCAGGCGUGUCGCAUGGACAAGAAGCCGGACACUCUGGACCUGCCCACGCUCGGGAAGCGCUGCCUCCCUCAGCCGCUCACAGACAGCAUGGAAGAUUUUUAUCCCAGUAAGAACCACGGGCCGGACUCUGGAAUCGGGAGCGACAACGGUGACAAGAGGCUGUCUACGACUGAGCCGUCGGACGACGACACCGUCAGCCUCCACUCUCAGAUCUCAGAGACGGCCCGAGCCGACGCCCUCUCGCUUCUCUGCAAAAUGGACUCUUGCAAAGAUCAGGAUCUCUAUGACUUUAUAGAGCCCAACCCGGACGACGAUCCUGCUCUGUCAGAGUGUGACGGGCAGCAGAGUGCACACGUCUCCUGUAUAAAGGAACUGGAGAAGGUUCUUAACAUGUCUCACCAAAGCAAAGACAAAGACGGCUGGAAAGAAGAGUCAGGUUCAGACAAAGAGCAGCUGGUUGAGGAAGAAGACGAUGAGCUGAAGGAGGUUCUGGAUCUGAGGAAGAUCGCCGUGCAGCUGCUGCAGCAGGAGCAACAGAACAGACGACGGUCCUUAAUUUGCAGAGCGGAGAGUCUCAUUCAUCGACGGAGAGUGACAGGCCGGGCCCACAGGUUCCUCAGUCAUUCUGGGAGCUCCAGCAGCAAACCGAGGCCCCCCCCCCAGACAGCUCGCAGUGCGUCUCUGGAUGAAGGCAGCAGUGGAGCGUCGGUGCUGAGCGGACAGCCGUCGUCCUCCUGCUCCUUUGACGGCAGCCUGAAGUCCGAUCAGUCAGGUUCAGAACCAAAGUGGCCUGAAGUCCCGCCCGUCCUCAAUCAGAACGAAGAUCGCAGGAGGAACAAAUACCUGAGAAAAGAUUACCUGAAGUACAAGUGUCAGAGCGCUCGGAAAAGCUCCAGCGGGAACGAUGACUGUGAGGAAGGCUUACGCAGCGCUGACUUCAGCACCACGCUCACCGUGUUUGGACUCAAACCCAGAUCAGCGUUCACCAGAGGAAGCCGCCAGGAGUUCACCUCGACAGAGCCCAGCUUCACCAUGAGGAGGAAGAUGGAGCACUUGAGGGAGGAAAUGGAGCAGAUCGGCCUCCUACGUCAGAACAUCGAGUCCAGGCUGAAGGUUUUGCUCCCGGACGAUGUUGGCGCUGCUCUGAUGGACGGCGUCGUUCUUUGUCAUUUAGCCAAUCACAUCUGUCCUCGCUCCGUCUCCAGCAUCCAUGUGCCGUCUCCUGCAGUGCCAAAGCUCAGCAUGGCAAAGUGCCGCAGGAAUGUGGAGAACUUCUUGGAUGCCUGUAAGAAGAUGGGCGUGCCGCAGGACAAGCUGUGUCUGCCGCAUCACAUCCUGGAGGAGCGUGGCCUGGUGAAGGUCGGUGUGACGGUCCAGGCUCUGCUGGAUCUGCCUCCAUCCAAGCCCACGCAGCUCUCCGCCGUUUGACGUGUGUCCUAAACGUCACGUGUCCUGAACGUCACGUCCAAACCUGCCGUCAUCCAGUCGUCUCCUUCUCACCGGACCGAACCCACGUCCCCAUCGGCAGAGACCAGAGAGCCCAACAUGGGCUAGGACCCAGCAGGAACUUCUUACUUCUGUCUGACUGAACCAGGAGACAGGAAGGAGAAACACCUCUGUCUCUUUAUAUGAUGUCAGCCACCACCCACUUCCUGUCCAUCAUUCACCUGUAUCCUGUCCCUCCCAUCACUUUGGACUCGCCAAGAAGAGACAGAUAAGACAUCGUGUCUGCAGGAAGACCUCCACCCUCUUUGAGGAGACGCAGAUAUGUGACGCCGACCGACCAACUGAGCGACCUCGAGGAGUUUCAUCAUCACUCUUUGAGAUUCUCUGCUUUUUAUUUCUCACAUGAAAAUUCAUUUUUGAAUUUGUUCUGGUUUGUACGUGUUUACAUCGGCUCACGCUGCAGUCGGAUUUCCUCACAUUUGAAUUAUUGUAUAAAUCACGCACAGUUCCUUUUCUCUGCUCGCAGCAGAUCGGACGUGACGUUUGACCACUGUGAGAAGAAAUGUGCUCGUCUGCGGCUCGAAGCGCCACAGUCCUGUUUUCUAGAUUUUCAUUGCACAUGCACGGUUUCUGUAUUUUCUAAAGCUUUUCUACUUCCUUCCUGCUCACGGCUGAAGAUCACGGGUGUGCCACGAUGGACGCACAGCAGUCUGAACUUUAUUGUUUUGCAGGUCCUGAAGGGUCCGGUGCUGCUUCCACACAUGGCCCGUUCUUAUCGUUUUGCCAGGACACUGCUGGAUGUGCUUUCUGAUGUGAUUCAUUAUUUCAGGGAAAUGAACUUAUUUAUGUAUUUAUUUGUGUGUUUUCUAUUUAUAUGUUGUCUUAACCCUGAAACCUGUUCAGGUGCAGUGCAGCUCAACAUCCUGACACAAAGUUUGAAAGAUUUGGCAUUGGAGGUGUUGACAGCAUAAAAGAUGUUGAAGGCUUCUGUGGUGACACAUUUAUCACACCCUGUUGUUUUAUGGAUCACGUCAGAAUUAUAAAUUCAUAUUUAUCUCCCUGUCAGGCAGCUGUCAUGUUCAGUCUCAUCUAUAAAACUCUCACUGUGGUGAGUCUAACAGCAGAACCAGAACCUGCAGCAGCUAAUAUCACUGACUACUCCAGCAGCAGUCAGCCCAGAACCAGAACCAGAACCAGACCCAGCAGCAGCUGAUCUCACUGCCUAGUCC